Messenger RNA from Triplophysa rosa, 4889 nucleotides. Its product is annotated as solute carrier family 2, facilitated glucose transporter member 1-like. The record is from RefSeq and is a predicted model, not a curated record. Lineage: Eukaryota; Metazoa; Chordata; Actinopteri; Cypriniformes; Nemacheilidae. Bases 244 to 1710 code for a protein of 488 amino acids. Gene Ontology annotation, cellular component: apical plasma membrane; basolateral plasma membrane. Gene Ontology annotation, molecular function: hexose transmembrane transporter activity. The transcript has 10 exons. Gene Ontology annotation, biological process: monosaccharide transmembrane transport; response to insulin.
GUACGGAUGGCAGUGUCAUUAGUGCACUUGUGCCUGAAUAACUUUGUAAGAAUAACUUGAGAUGACGGAUUUUUUUCAAGGUGACAAGUGGGAUGAUCCAUUGUGGAUAUUAAGUGUUUUGGCUUUCUGAAUAUAGUUCGCGAAUGUAAUAUGCAUUUUUUGCUAAGUGGACUUUAAGACCGCAGUUUUAUACAAAGACAAAACUAGGACAUCGUAAAUUUUUAAUCAUUUUAACCUGCCACCAUGGACUCCGGUAAAAAGGAAGUAACGUUGCAGCUGUUGAUGGCUGUAGGUACUGCUGUUAUCGGAUCCUUACAGUUUGGCUACAACACUGGAGUCAUCAAUGCACCUCAGAAGAUUAUUGAGAGCUUCUACAAUGAGACGUGGUUUGACAGAUAUGCAGAGUACAUACCGUUAAGCUCACUAACUGCACUCUGGUCCUUAUCAGUGGCCAUCUUUUCUGUCGGAGGCAUCUUCGGCUCUUUCUCAGUGGGGAUAUUUGUCAACCGCUUUGGCAGGAGGAAUUCAAUGCUCUUUGUAAAUGUUCUGUCCUUCAUAGCCGCCGCUUUAAUGGGCUUCUCCAAACUGGCCAAAUCCUGGGAGAUGCUCAUUAUCGGACGCUUUAUAGUGGGCCUUUACUCUGGCCUGUCCACAGGUUUUGUGCCCAUGUAUGUGGGGGAAAUCGCCCCGACAUCAUUGCGAGGGGCGCUGGGAACUCUUCAUCAGCUGGGCAUUGUUAUUGGCAUCCUCAUGGCACAGAUCUUUGGCAUUAAAGAAAUCAUGGGGAAUUCCACAAUGUGGCCCUUUUUGCUGGGCUUCACUUUUAUCCCAGCUGUCCUUCAGUGUGCCCUGCUGCCCUUCUGCCCUGAGAGCCCACGCUACCUCCUCAUCAACCAGAACGAGGAGGCAAAAGCCAAGAGCGCGCUGAAGAAGCUACGUGGAACUGAAGAUGUGGGUGCGGACAUGCAGGAGAUGAGGGAGGAGAGCAGACAGAUGAUGAGGGAGAAGAAAGUCACUAUUCUGGAGCUGUUCCGGUCCUCGCUGUACCGUCAGCCCAUCUUCAUCGCCAUCAUGCUGCAACUCUCCCAACAGUUUUCUGGAAUCAAUGCUGUUUUUUAUUACUCUACUGCUAUAUUUGAGAAGGCAGGAGUAUCUGAGCCUGUCUAUGCCACCAUUGGUGCUGGAGUUGUGAACACGGCAUUCACAGUUGUGUCUCUCUUCGUAGUGGAGCGGGCUGGCCGAAGAUCACUUCAUCUCAUCGGGUUGAUGGGAAUGGCUGUAUCUUCUGUUCUCAUGACUAUUGCUAUGGCACUGCUCGAUAAAGUGACAUGGAUGUCGUACGUGAGCAUUGCAGCCAUCUUCAGUUUUGUGGCAUUCUUUGAGAUCGGACCGGGUCCCAUCCCAUGGUUCAUAGUGGCAGAACUCUUCAGUCAAGGCCCCCGGCCAUCUGCCAUCGCCGUUGCUGGUUUCUCCAACUGGUUUGCCAACUUCUUGGUGGGAAUGUGCUUUCAGUAUGUUGAGUAUCUGACGGGCCCCUACGUGUUCAUCAUCUUCACCGUCCUUCUGCUAAUGUUCUUCGUCUUCACCUACUUCAAGGUCCCGGAGACAAAGGGCCGGACGUUUGAUGAGAUCUCAGCAAGCUUCCGUUCUGGGGCAGAAAAGUAUACCCGAGAUGAUCUCAACACACUGGGGGCAGACUCUCAGCUCUGAGACCUCCAUCAUGGUUGUACAUUAAUGCUAUCGACUAACCAAGUGACUGUCCUUGGCUAUAGAGUGCUGCAGUCGUGCCAUAGUUUUGUAAGCCAAAACUCAGAAGCGAGUAAGCAUUUGAGCACUUCUGGUUUCCUCGUCCUGAAGUCAAUAUGUUUGAUGGGUCUUUGGCGUGAACGCCUAAAAUAAGGUUUGUGGUUAAUAGAAGCUUAAGAUAUUUUUGUGUUUUGAUGUACGGCGUAAACACAAUGGUAAAAGCUCCACUCAUGAUUUUUAAAGACUUUACACGUCUUGAAAAAGGCAAUUGCUAGGGACUACAGAUGUUAUCUCAAAAAUAAUGCAAUUUGGGCCCAAUUACAAAUAAAACGUGAUGUCAAACAACCAUGGUGUAGUCAAUUUAAAGCUUAAAGAUCCCAUGUGGAAUUUUUUGGAGGAUCUAUAUACAGAAAUGCAAUAUAAUAUACAUAACUAUGUGUUCAGAGGUACAGUAUAUAAAGACCUUACAUAUUAAAGCAUUAUUUUUUUAUUAUCUUAGAAUUAGGGCUGUCACGAUUAUUAAAUAAUCGUCUCAUCGCGAUUGUUUGACCUCAUCGCGAUGAUUUCGGAUCAUCGCAAUUAUCGCACAUCUCUAUAGAAGACACUAGGGGGAGCUGUAGUGCAUCUGCAUAUUGCAUAUUUUAGUGUAUAUAUUGUUACUAAAGCAUUGUAAUACUUGUAAAAUGUACCACCACAACACAAUCACUUAAAAAAAAACUAAAACAUAUACAAAUUACCUGCAGUACAAUUUAAUAUUAUUUAAGCAAAUCUCAGUGUGAAAACCAGUCUACCAAAAUUUCAUUAACACAAAAGUAAAAUUUUAUUGUAGUCUUGCAAGUGAGAAAAAAACAGACUAGAAGCUUUUCUGUGACUGAUAGUAUUUUAACGGUGGCUUCAUUUCACCCCUGAUGAAUUUACUUCAUUUACAAGUAUUUGGCGGUUGUAUUGUUGACAGGUGAAAGCCUAAACCUUGAAUAUAUGAUGACCCAAUUUUUUCCGAUGUAUUUCCAAGAAAAAAACAUAGUCUUGUAUUCAGAACAAUAUGGUCAUUUCAAUCGCUGAAUCAAAAAUGAAUGAGAAUUAAAUGUCAAAGCUCAAAAACAGACAAUUAAUCGGCAUAAUCGCCAAAGCCCUAAAACAGACAAUUAAUCGCAAUGAUUUAUCAGACAAUUAAUCGUCAAUCAAAUUUCAUAAUCGUGACAGCCCUACUUAGAAUGAGCUGUUUCUAUCUACAUACACUGCGGGCCCUAAACGGACAAACUGCUUUACAGAGCGUGUUUCGUAAAUACGACAAAGAAGCGAAAACGUGACGACAUCUCAGUCCUGUGUCAGCUGCCGUAGUGCUCCGUAAGGGAGGGGGAGCUGUAGAGUGAGCCGUUGGUUGCAAUUCGCAACCUUACUGCUAGAUGCCGCUAAAAUCUCUACAUUGCUCCUUUAAGUUGAGUUUUUUCAUUCGUUGCGAUUGUAUUUAGGCUUGCUAUUGUAUUUAGGCUUUAAAACUCAUAAAAGUUGUCUUAAUUUGUGAAGAUUAUCUUGAUAGACAAAAUGUGUAUCAUAAACAUUUGUUAAUCACAGACCUUAUGUUUUGCAAUAAUUCUCAAGCCUGCGGAAAAAAAUCUUAUUGGCUUUUUGUCGAGGUAACCAGUGUGUUGUUAACUUCUGGGUUGGUCUACAAUACAGUAUGUCAUCAGGGGGUAAUUUCACAAUGGCAUGCCACUGUAUUAGUCCUACUUGGAAUGCAAAAGUUGAUACAGUACAGGUAUGUUUACUGUGCACACCAUGUACAUUUUUUGGAUGCAUCAAAUAUCCAACUUUGUUUUGUCCAAUGCUUUGUCCAAGGUGUGCAGUAUUAAAAUGAAAUACCAUACUAUCUUAAGCCAUCACACUUUAUGUCAUUGGACUGCCACAAUUUAGAAUAUUUGUAUGCACAUCACAACAAAAUCACUACUCUGUAUUUAUUUUUUUGAAACCUGCAUGUAAACAUGCAACAUUGUGAGGUCAUAUGACAGCAAUGUACCAUGCUAAAUGUUUGUUGCAAACUGUAUACAGUUUUAAAUACCUUUUUAAUAGUAUGCAGCAUAAACUUAUAUAUGCAUUACAGUAGGCACUAUUAUAGUAUUUCAUUCUGAUUAUACCCACUGUCUCAGUUCAUGUACUGUAGCACAGGGCAGACAUACAGUAGCACUGUAAAAGGAAGUUCCUUCUUUUUUGCUCUCAUACUAACCUCCAGUGAGUGUUAAUAUCUUUUUUUGGUUUUGUCAUUGGGACAUGGUGAAUGGUUUCUAAUAGCCUAGUAAUGACUCACUGUGUUCUUUUCUGCAUGUUCUCAUACUGUAUUUGUGUACUGCUAGAUCAUUUUGAAUGAUUUAACAUUCAAUCGCACAAUUCAAUGUAGGAAUAUUGUUUUCUCUGUUUGCACUUGCAGUUUUUUUAGGUAUCUUUUCUAUUGUCCAGUCAACACAUAAUGAGGCUAUUGUAAGUUCUAGUAUGUCUCAUGAGGACAGUGCUGCAUAUUAGAGACAUCAUGGUGUCAGAUUAUGAUAUGUGUUAACUGAUACUUGAAUUUUACCAAUUAAGGAUUAUGUCACGAUUAUUUGAAGAUUAGAAGAUUCUAUUCACGUGUGACGUUUGAGGUUUAUUAUAUUUUUAAAUUGGACCAAGCUUUUUGGGGGUCCAAUAAAUGAAGAAACAAAAAUAAUAUAAAAAAAUGUUUUUACUAAUUGACAUAUUGCAGUAUAAAAUAUAUAUAUAUUUGAUAAUUAUAGGUCUAUUCAAUACACUUAUUUGGUUUGAUUUAGCACGUAUUGUCGAUACUGUUUUUAAAGUGCAAUACUUGUUCACAUAUUCUUGUUUAUUUGUUCCACAUAUUACUGGGCAUUAUAAAUUAAACAAUUUCUAAUAGAUUUUUACACUUCAUAUCUAAAAAUAUGUAUCUUUGUGUAUGAAAGACAUUAAAACCAUUUAUCUAGAGGAAGAUGGUAAAUAAGUUCAGUUUUGCUAAAGUGUAAUUUUAUAGAUCUGCCUGAUAUUUGAAAUUGCAUUAGAAUUCCAAAAAUGUGCCAAGACAUGCCAUUGAUGUGAGAGUAAAGAUUUUUUUAAAUAUUAUAUUUAGUUGGAAAUAAAAUCAAAUAGAGGACAACUGU